CUUUGUACUGUAUUUUUCUCCUGAGCCAGAGACAACACCAACAGACAGUCAUGACUUCCUUCAGUUCAUCACUCUCUGGUGAGCUGCUCCAGUGCAAUAUAUGUCUGGAGGUGCUCACUGACCCAGUCACCACUUCAUGUGGACACAACUUCUGCAAUGUUUGUAUUGAGGCAUGCUGGGAGAGUGGACAGCUCUAUCGUUGCCCUCUCUGUAAGGAAGGAUUUGAUAGUAAGCCAGAAUUGAAAAUAAAUGUAGCAUUUCAAAAGGUUGUUGACCGUUACAAGGUGCAUCAACAGCCAAAGAAACUCCAACACCAGACAAAAACCUUUCCUCACAUUUUAUGUGAUGUCUGCUCUGAAAACAAGCUAAGGGCAGUAAAGUCUUGUUUGCAGUGUGUAACAUCUUUCUGUGAGACUCACCUGACCAAUCACAAAACUGCACCAAGGCUCGUAAGGCACAAACUGAUCGACCCCGUGGACAACCUGGAAGAUUAUCUCUGUGAGAAACAUGAUAAACCACUGGAGAUGUUCUGCAGAGACGAUCAGACCUGUCUAUGUCUGUUUUGCACUGAAACAGAACAUAAGACUCACAACGCUGUUCCUAUUGAAGAAGAAAGUGGACACAAGAGGAUUCAACUGGAAAAGACACAGGCAGAAAUAAAGGUGAUGAUCCAGGACAGAUGUAAUAAGAUUAAGGAGAUAAAAAACUUAGCAAAAUCCAACAAGAGCACCAAUGAGAGCAAUAAAGCAAAUAAAGUUGAGCUGUUUACUGAUUUGAUCCACUCCAUUGAGAGAUGUCAGUCUGAGCUGCUGGAGGUGAUGGAGCAGAAGCAGACAGCAGCAGAAACACAGGCUGGAGAGCUGAUUAAAGAGCUGGAGCAGGAAAUCACUGAGCUCAAGAGGAGAGAGUCUGAGCUGGAACAGCUCUCACACACUGAAGAUCACCUGCACCUCCUACAGGUCUACUCAUCUGUGUGCAGCCCCCCAGAAGUCAAGAGCUGGACAAACAUCAACAUUAACACUGAUCUACUCAACACAGACAUUCUGGAUAAAGCUCUUACUUGCCUCAAGGAAAAAGUCAACAAGGAACUGAAAAAAAUCCAUGAUAUCACUCAACCUUCUGUUGUUCACGGAAUCAACUUCAAUCCCCCAACAUCACAACCUUCAACCAAUAGGAUAUUUGAAUUUGGCAGCACUAACACAGAUUCUGCUCCCUUCCAUCAUUCACUGCUACCUAAAAGUUCUUCAGCUAUGGAGAAAAUUGAUACUUUGAGAACACAGAAGUGCAUCCUGACAGAGAUUUCAAAUAUUAAAACAAGCACUGUUCAGACAGAGGGCAAAAUCUACUUUACUCUGGGUAAAACAGACUUCGGCACUCGCUCAAUGAAGAAAGCAGAAAAGAUUAAUAAGCCAGUGAAGGUCUCAUGGUUCGGUCUGAGUCUAAAUACAAUACAGCAACUUUACGCAGUGGGUGUGAUUUUGGAUCCUAACACAGCUCAUCCUAAACUCAUCCUGUCUAAAGAUGGGAAACAAGUGAGUCAUGGUGGAUCCUGGAGAGAUGUUCCCAAUAACUCUGAGAGAUUUGACUCGUCUGCUUGUGUCCUGGGAAAGGAUGGAUUUUCCUGUGGGAGGUUUUACUUUGUGGUCCAAGUCGGUGAUAAGACUGAAUGGGACUUAGGUGUGGCUCGAGAAUCCAUUGAGAGAAAGGGGAAAAUAACAGUGUGCCCAGAGAAAGGAUUUUGGGGUAUUUGGCUAAGAAAUGGAGGUGAAUAUGUGGCUAAUGAAUAUUGUCCUGUUCCUCUUUCCCUAAAAGACAAGCCCCAGAAGGUGGGGGUGUUUGUGGAUUAUGAGGAGGGUCUGGUCUCCUUCUACAACGUGGAGACCAAGGCUCUUAUCUACUCCUUCACUGGUCAGUCUUUCACUGAGAAAAUCUUUCCAUUUUUCAGCCCUUGCAACAAAAGAGGAGAUGUGAACACAAAACCUCUGAUUAUCCAUACUGCCUAAUUACAAUGCAGUCUAUCUUCCUUUAAAGAAAUAAUUAAUACAACAACAUAUGUGGUCACAGUAGCUGGUUAAGAGUUUUUGUUGUCGUGUGUUUGUUUAUUACCAGCAACCAUGAAAUAUUCAUUUCAUGCCUGGCUAGGUAAAUGUGAAGUUCAGUGAAGUACUUCUUCACUCUUGUUUCUUGCUUCAACUU
Messenger RNA from Sinocyclocheilus grahami, 2196 nucleotides. Its product is annotated as E3 ubiquitin-protein ligase TRIM39-like. Bases 51 to 2003 code for a protein of 650 amino acids. The record is from RefSeq and is a predicted model, not a curated record. Gene Ontology annotation, molecular function: zinc ion binding; protein binding. Lineage: Eukaryota; Metazoa; Chordata; Actinopteri; Cypriniformes; Cyprinidae. The transcript has 7 exons.